Messenger RNA from Protopolystoma xenopodis, 438 nucleotides. The record is from the annotation of a GenBank genome assembly. NCBI's taxonomy places the organism in Eukaryota, Metazoa, Platyhelminthes, Monogenea, Polystomatidea, Polystomatidae.
AUGGUGUCAACCCCGCGCCAAACUUUGGGUCGAGUUUGGCAUCAGGUCGAGUGUAACCAAGCGAAUUGUGUUGUGUCAAUCGACAAGUGUAGAUGUUCACUUCAGCUUUGCGCAACCGAGUUGCAGACCAACGCCGCUCGUCUGUCGGCUUGUGCACAGAUCAACCGAGCAAGCCUUGCUUCCACAGACCCGCCGGCCGUCCAGUCGCCGCAUUCGUCGUCUCGAGCUGACGCCGACUCUUGCUCUCUCCCAUUCGUCUCGCAUCUUUACUACCCUGUCCGUGUGCGCCUUUUACCCGUCAUCCUACCACACACCCACACACACACACCCACAAGCACACAAAACAGCAGCCACGACGAUGCGGAGGUGAAAUUGGCGGCAUUAUUCGCUUUCAGAAUUAAGAUCCAAGCUCCGUCUCGCCUCGUCUGCCUUAUCUAA